AUGAAGUGCAUCAGUCUCAGUCCACCUGAUCAGGCAUUCUUCACAUUCCUCAAUUCAACAGAGGUCCGAGGAGAAAGAGGGGAGGAGAUAAAAGCAGAGAUAUCCGGAGCGUGGGUGGCUCAGGAAAUGAUCAAACAAGUGGGUCUGACUCUGGAAACCACAAUCAUCCACAAUCACACACCUCGUCUUCUCCACCUGCUGCUAUUGGCUGAGCUGUUUGUCCAAUCAUCAUCUCGGCCCACCCACAAUGUGUCCAUGUGUGGCAUGUUGGGAUCAAUGAUCCCCCAACUGGACACGCUGCUAAACCUGUCCAAGAAACUCCACGGCCUGACAGAUGAUGAACUAACAUUUGUAGCUGCUGCAGAAAACAAACUGGAUAAUCUUCCCAACAUCCAACACACUGCCGCUGCUUUCAGCUCUUCAAAGAUGAACCAGACUCUCUCUCAGUUGUACGAGUUCGCUCAGUCUUUCCAGUUCCAUCUGAACUGGUUAAAAAUUGCCAGAGACAACGUCAGUUUGCCUUGUCAGCCAGCAGAGGGCGCCAGUGCACAGAUGCUGCAGCUCUCAGAUGUCCUGAAGGCAUCUCUGCUUCAGAUCAGUCUGGAUGUUCCUCACACUCCUCUUCCAUCCUUCCCUGUUGUCUCCACGGCCUUCGAGGCGCUCCAGUUCUCAGUGGAGAUCUCUGAACACUUACAAGUCUUCUGUCACUGGGCCAAGAGGUCUAUACGACAUCUGCAGAGACAGCAGCGCUGCCCCAGACAGUAG
Sphaeramia orbicularis (orbiculate cardinalfish) is the source of this 765-nucleotide messenger RNA. RefSeq lists its product as uncharacterized. The record is from RefSeq and is a predicted model, not a curated record. Gene Ontology annotation, biological process: positive regulation of MAPK cascade; positive regulation of cell population proliferation. The transcript is spliced from 6 exons. The coding region runs from base 1 to 765 and encodes 254 amino acids. Gene Ontology annotation, molecular function: growth factor activity; cytokine activity. NCBI's taxonomy places the organism in Eukaryota, Metazoa, Chordata, Actinopteri, Kurtiformes, Apogonidae. Gene Ontology annotation, cellular component: cytoplasm.